Schistocerca cancellata (South American locust) is the source of this 1773-nucleotide messenger RNA. RefSeq names its product protein argonaute-2-like. The transcript is spliced from 4 exons. NCBI's taxonomy places the organism in Eukaryota, Metazoa, Arthropoda, Insecta, Orthoptera, Acrididae. The record is from RefSeq and is a predicted model, not a curated record. Bases 1 to 1773 code for a protein of 590 amino acids.
AUGGACAGAGAUACCAAUCGGCAAGGAGAACAGGGCAAGGAGAACAGGGCAAGGAGAACAGGGCAAGGAGAACAGGGCAAGGAGAACAGGGCAAGGAGAACAGGGCAAGGAGAACAGGGCAAGGAGAACAGGGCAAGGAGAACAGGGCAAGGAGAACAGGGCAAGGAGAACAGGGCAAGGAGAACAGGGCAAGGAGAACAGGGCAAGGAGAACAGGGCAAGGAGAACAGGGCAAGGAGAACAGGGCAAGGAGAACAGGGCAAGGAGAACAGGGCAAGGAGAACAGGGCAAGGAGAACAGGGCAAGGAGAACAGGGCAAGGAGAACAGGGCAAGGAGAACAGGGCAAGGAGAACAGGGCAAGGAGAACAGGGCAAGGAGAACAGGGCAAGGAGAACAGGGCAAGGAGAACAGGGCAAGGAGAACAGGGCAAGGAGAACAGGGCAAGGAGAACAGGGCAAGGAGAACAGGGCAAGGAGAACAGGGCAAGGAGAACAGGGCAAGGAGAACAGGGAAUGGACAGAGAUACCAAUCGGCAAGGAGAACAGGGCAAGGAGAACAGGGCAAGGAGAACAGGGCAAGGAGAACAGGGCAAGGAGAACAGGGCAAGGAGAACAGGGCAAGGAGAACAGGGCAAGGAGAACAGGGCAAGGAGAACAGGGCAAGGAGAACAGGGCAAGGAGAACAGGGCAAGGAGAACAGGGCAAGGAGAACAGGGCAAGGAGAACAGGGCAAGGAGAACAGGGCAAGGAGAACAGGGCAAGGAGAACAGGGCAAGGAGAACAGGGCAAGGAGAACAGGGCAAGGAGAACAGGGCAAGGAGAACAGGGCAAGGAGAACAGGGCAAGGAGAACAGGGCAAGGAGAACAGGGCAAGGAGAACAGGGCAAGGAGAACAGGGCAAGGAGAACAGGGCAAGGAGAACAGGGCAAGGAGAACAGGGCAAGGAGAACAGGGCAAGGAGAACAGGGCAAGGAGAACAGGGCAAGGAGAACAGGGCAAGGAGAACAGGGCAAGGAGAACAGGGCAAGGAGAACAGGGCAAGGAGAACAGGGAAUGGACAGAGAUACCAAUCGGCAAGGAGAACAGGGCAAGGAGAACAGGGCAAGGAGAACAGGGCAAGGAGAACAGGGCAAGGAGAACAGGGCAAGGAGAACAGGGCAAGGAGAACAGGGCAAGGAGAACAGGGCAAGGAGAACAGGGCAAGGAGAACAGGGCAAGGAGAACAGGGCAAGGAGAACAGGGCAAGGAGAACAGGGCAAGGAGAACAGGGCAAGGAGAACAGGGCAAGGAGAACAGGGCAAGGAGAACAGGGCAAGGAGAACAGGGCAAGGAGAACAGGGCAAGGAGAACAGGGCAAGGAGAACAGGGCAAGGAGAACAGGGCAAGGAGAACAGGGCAAGGAGAACAGGGCAAGGAGAACAGGGCAAGGAGAACAGGGCAAGGAGAACAGGGCAAGGAGAACAGGGCAAGGAGAACAGGGCAAGGAGAACAGGGCAAGGAGAACAGGGCAAGGAGAACAGGGCAAGGAGAACAGGGCAAGGAGAACAGGGCAAGGAGAACAGGGCAAGGAGAACAGGGCAAGGAGAACAGGGCAAGGAGAACAGGGCAAGGAGAACAGGGCAAGGAGAACAGGGCAAGGAGAACAGGGCAAGGAGAACAGGGCAAGGAGAACAGGGCAAGGAGAACAGGGCAAGGAGAACAGGGCAAGGAGAACAGGCCGCUGUCGCCCAUGUUUGUUGUAACGACUCCAGUCAUUAAGCUCCAUGCAGAGUGA